GGCCCGGUCGGACGGCUGUCAGUCAGCCGAAGGUCCGCGGCGGUGGCGGAUGUGUCACGGGUGUGUUUCCCUGCCGCGUUGGAAAACGCACGUGACUCGCGCGAAGGGCGGAAGAGACUUUUACGUAUACUUCGUGCUACACGAGCGGCAUUAUGGGAAGAAUAUCCUGUCAAGAGGUAACAUCAGGAACGCAAUUUUCUUCGGAAAGCAUUUGGCGAUGUGCAAUACCAGGAUUGUGUGCCACGCCGCUUUGUUGCUGCUCGCAUCGGCAACCUAUACGGAUUCGACAAAAUGCUCCCGGAUCAUAGAAGGCACCACCGGGCCGCGCUCCAGCGCCGAGGGCAAAUAUCACUUUUUCCUGACGCUUUUCAACCGAACCGACGUUGUGAACAACUAUAUGCCGAACACCCGAUACAGCGUGGUCCUGCAGACCGACAGUACCGAACAGAUGCGCCGGAAGUUCACGAGAUUUCUCAUAUCUGCCGAGCCCAAGAACGCAAACGAGACGGCCGAUGUCGGCGUUUUCGAUCUUGAGGACGAUACGAUGACCAAGUUCGCGGAUAAUUGCGCGAACGCCGUCGUGGAGACAAGCAAUUUGCAGAAGGAAGAGAUAUCUGUUAUAUGGACCAGCCCUGCCGAAGGUAGCGGUUGCAUCCUUCUCAGAGCGACAGUGCUAGAGACGAUAGAUACAUGGUACAUGGAUGAUGAAAAUUUGAAACUCGAACCAUGCCAGGACUCAAAAGCGGAAGCCGACGAUCAGGGCCCGGUUCUUGCAGAAUGCUGUGCCUGCGACGAGGCAAAAUUUGAAGUCACGUUCGAAGGCCUGUGGUCUAGAAAUACACAUCCAAAAGAUUUCCCUAGCAAGGGCUGGCUGAUCCGAUUUUCAGACGUGAUCGGCGCGUCGCACACAGGCGAUUACCGAUUCUGGCAUUACAACGGAAAUGCUAGCGAAGGAUUGCGACAGGUGGCUGAAUUCGGUGCGACGCGGAAGUUGGAGUCCGAGUUAAAGGAUCGAAGCGAACACAUCAGGACUAUAAUAAAGGCAAGAGGAAUCAGUUAUCCGAAUGUUACUGGCAGGACCUUUGCUGUGUUUCGAGUGGACAAAAAGCACCAUUUAAUGUCCUUAGUAUCUAUGAUCUUCCCUUCGCCGGAUUGGUUCGUAGGUGUUUCCGGUCUUGAACUUUGUCUGCCUAAUUGUACCUGGGUAGAACACAAACAAUUAAAUUUGUAUCCUUAUGAUGCGGGAACCGACAAUGGGAUUUCAUACAUGUCAAAUGAUUCACGAACGGACCCGCAAGAGCCGAUACGACGUAUCACGUCGACGGAUCCGAACAAUUCGAGCUCGCCUUUUUACGAUCCGUCUGGUCUGGACAUGAAACCCCUCGCGAAGCUCUACCUCAACAGGCAGAGGUUGUACGAGAAGACCUGCGACGACGCCGGCGAUACGCUGACUGAUGCAGAAGCCUGUAGAGUCACGAGUUGGGGCAAAUGGGCUCCAUGUUCGGUUACCUGCGGUAAAGGCAGUCAGUUGAGACAACGUGAUUAUCGCGACAAAGCUGCAUCAUAUGCGAACAAAUGUAGCACGCCUCUCUCAGGUCGAAAACCCUGCUUCAACGCGGAGAAUCCGUAUUGCCUCAAUAACGGUGGUCAUGGCGCAACAUGGGACGACAAAAUGUGCGACAUGACUCCGUGGAGUCCGUGGAGUGAAUGCUCAUCCACCUGCGGCGAGGGUAGCAAGACCCGUUACAGGAACUUCCGGCAGAAGAGGUAUCGAAAACAUUGUAGGGCUGUGCCGCACGGGCCGCUGCUCCAGCAGACGAUCAAUUGCGGGAACAAGCCUUGCGAGGGCGAGGACACUACGGAGGAGGUAAGGCUACGACUGAAUCAUUUCGACAACGAUGACAUGGACGAGGAUUAUCCCAAUGACGACGAGCUCGGGCAGGAGUGGCUGCAGGCAUGUCCUGCAGACCGCUUCUUAGAAUGGUCCAUGUGGUCGCCGUGCAGUGUCUCCUGCGGGUCCGGCAUCCAGGUGAGAUCCAGGCAAUUGUUGGAUAAGGACGACUUGGAUAAGGACGACGACAACUUGGAUAAGGAGAAGUGCAAGAUGCAGAUAGUGCCGUGCACGUCCCAAAUUUCAUGCAAUUACACGAGGCAGGAAGCAGAAAAGAUUUGUAACGAACCCAAGAAGGAGGGAAAUUGUACUCACAAUCAGAAUAUUAACCAACGAGCCUACUUCGACAAAAAGUCCGGCAAAUGUCUUCCCUUUCUCUACAUCGGAUGCGGCGGCAAUCGAAAUAAUUUCCCGACCGUGCAAGAUUGUCAAAAAGUCUGCAUUAAUUUUCAUGGAGAAUUGAGGGCGAAUCUGUCGACAAUCAUGAAAAACUUGAAGGUGUCUCUUAGCAGCGUCCUCAGCUAUCAUAUUCCCGUUCAACAACAACGCACCUCGAAAGCGAAGAGAGCGCAACACGGAGAGAAGAAUUUUAAUGCUCAACCGAGCAGUCAGAUAAUAGAAUGGGAUGAGAAUGGUAAAGUGGACUGCCAGGUCUCCGAAUGGAGUAAAUGGUCUCGUUGUGAGAACUGUCAUGGAUUUACUACAAGCACCAGGGAAAUUAUGAUCCCAGCCCAGAAUGGAGGUAAAAGAUGUCCAAAAAUUUACCGAAAAAAGAAGUGCCGCAAGGUUCCCCCGUGUUCUCUACAGGGUGAUGGAACAGGUCGACGGUUUCAUCGGGACAAAAAUACUUCGAAAAUCGAUGCCGAGAUUACAGUGGAUUGCAAAGUGACACCGUGGUCAAGGUGGUCGAGAUGUAGUGCGACCUGCGGUGAGAGUCUACGAACCAGAGUCAGAAGUGUGAUGGUGAAGCCGAAAGGAGCCUGGGCCAAGCUCUGUCCGACCUUGGUGGAAUUCAAGAACUGCCACAAGGUGGACUGUCCGCAAUAGACGGGCGAACGUAACGUUUCCGCAAUCUCUUGUCUAGCUAAUCGAUAAGCGAUUUGCGCAGCGGUGCGAAUUUAUAUGAUUAGACUGAUUAAACGAGACACUCCCUCUUACAAGAUAUGUCACGCGAUUGAAAUCUCGAGACGCGUUUAGGAGGAGUAGAGAAAAUUAUAUCGAUGGAUAAGAAUAACACUGGACGACAGCAAUUUUGUCGAACGUUUUCAACACGAGCGGAUGUUCGCCGUUUCACUAGCGAAGAUAGAGUUAACGAGAUAAAAAUCAGGGAGGCAGCGAAUGAAACGAGUAAUUCAUUUGAAUUUCUGGAUUUUCAUUAUCGAAAUCAAUAAGGGUAAAUAUUUCUUCAGAGAAACAGAAAAAGAAUUAUUUAGGUGUGAUUGUAUAAGAGUAGGAAAACUGGUUUCUCUCCAUUUUGUGAUAUAUACACGUAUAUCUACACAAUUUGAAUCAAUCAGAUAUAGUACUUAAGACGCGUUGCACAAUUCUGAUUAUUUUUUUAUAGAAAAUAGAAGUUCAUGUGAUGUUCUUCUGUAAUGGCUAUAUAAUGAAAGGGAUUUUUCAAUGAAAGGGAUUGCUUCUCUUUACGUUCAUGUCCAUUCUCUGUCCUCCAGUGUAAUUUAUCACGCACAGGGAAAUUGUACCACGCGUCGUUUCGCGACGGUCGUGUCGUGUUGAAUUACUUCAUCUUUAUACUUCAGGAAAUCUCAUAUAACUAUUUAUCUCAAAGCCGUAAAUACGUGAAGUUUCUUUCCCCAACAUGAUAUUAAGUUAAGGCAAACUGGAUUUGCAUUCCACUAUGUCAGUUGUGUUUAGAAAAGAGGUAAUUUAGAAUUUUUACAAUUAUCGUACUCGUAUAAUAAAAUAAUGUUCGAAUAGUCGUAUAGUUUUUCGCGAAAGGCGAAGACAAAUCAUUUGAUGUCUGUCUAACGAUAGUGAAAGGAUAAAAUUAGAAUCGCGACAUAAUAAUAUUAACAUUAAGUAAAUCCCCCUUCCCUUUCUAGCGCGGGUAAUAAAUCGCGAAGACCACUCGUAAAGUAACAGCAUUUAUUUAUAAUACCGCGUAUCGUGUCACAUUUGUAGCAUUUAUCACGUAUUACAGAUCUCAUUGUAAGACCAAAGUUUGUAAUAACAGCUUCAGUUUGAAAACUGAGAACCACGAUAUUUUAAAAUACUAUAUUGUAAAAUGCGACGUAGACAUAUCAGUAGCUCGAUAGUCAGUAAGCCGUUUGUUUGACGUGUAACGGGAAGUUUUAUUAACACGGAAUUCUCUCUCUUCAUUGACAAUAACGAAAUCGUAGGUAUGGUACAAAAAAAGAUAUUUACCUGUUAUUCUUUUGUAAAGUUAUAAUAUAUUCAAAAUAAAUAUAAUAUAAUCACUGAAAA
Molecule: messenger RNA, 4336 nt
Organism: Wasmannia auropunctata (little fire ant)
Lineage: Eukaryota; Metazoa; Arthropoda; Insecta; Hymenoptera; Formicidae
Product: spondin-1
Exons: 18
Coding region: 50-2938 (962 amino acids)
Biological process (GO): cell adhesion
Cellular component (GO): extracellular matrix
Molecular function (GO): serine-type endopeptidase inhibitor activity
Source: RefSeq, a predicted model, not a curated record